CGCAGAACGUUCGAGAAGGUAGCCCUGUAUUGCGAGAGCUUCAUCAACCUCAUCCCUCUAUCCUUCGUCCUUGGAUUCUACGUGGCACUCGUCAUCGGCCGGUGGUGGAACCAGUACAUGAGCAUUCCCUGGCCUGACAGAGUGAUGCUGUACGUGAGUACAUUGGUGGAAGGUGUGGAUGAGCAGAGCAGAAUCAUCCGGAGGACCCUGAUGAGGUACCUUACGCUAGGCAGCAUCAUCGUCUUCCAGGCGACGAGUGUCAGGGUGAAGAAGAGGUUCCCCACCAUGGACCACCUCAUCGAAGCAGGAAUUGUGACAGCAUCGGAGGUGAAGGUGAUGGAGGACGUUAGCACUCCACACGGCAAGUGGUGGGUUCCAUUCGUCUGGUGCUGCAACAUCAUCAGAGACGCCCACAGGAAGGGUUAUAUACUUGAUAACUACCUCAUGAAGUCACUCAUCGAUGAGAUUCUUGUGUACCGUGGAAAUCUGGGGAUGUUGUACUCGUAUGACUGGAUAAGCGUUCCACUCGUGUACACGCAGGUGACUACGUUAGCGGUGUACUCGUUUUUCCUUGGUUGCACUCUGGGCAGGCAGUUUCUCGACCCAGUUAUGAACUAUCCAGGACACAACGUCGAUCUGUACGUUCCUUUCUUCACCCUCCUUCAGUUCUUCUUUUAUAUGGGAUGGCUGAAGGUGGCUGAGCAACUGAUCAACCCGUUCGGAGAAGAUGAUGAUGACUUUGAAAUGAACUGGAUCAUCGACCGGAACAUGCAGAUCUCUCUACUGACCGUUGAUGACCUCUGCGGUCAGUUUCCACCGCUGGAGAAAGACGUCUACUUUGGGGAGAGUCCGCCCGAUUACUUGCCCUACACCAGAUCAAGUGCUAAAAAUAUCUCCCUACCUCACAUGGGCUCCACAGCUGAAAUCCGGUUUGCUAUUUCUUCUAACAUUUCUUUUAUAACCUGGCACAUGAGUUAA
Helobdella robusta is the source of this 978-nucleotide messenger RNA. RefSeq lists its product as hypothetical. Gene Ontology annotation, molecular function: chloride channel activity. Lineage: Eukaryota; Metazoa; Annelida; Clitellata; Rhynchobdellida; Glossiphoniidae. The transcript has 9 exons. The annotation marks the transcript as partial. The record is from RefSeq and is a predicted model, not a curated record.